AUGGACCGCUUCGGGGUGGUGUUCCGAGCCAGCCCCCGGCAAGCCGACGUCAUGAUUGUAGCCGGCACCCUGACAAACAAAAUGGCUCCGGCCCUCCGGAAGGUCUACGACCAGAUGCCGGAGCCUCGCUACGUGGUCUCCAUGGGGAGCUGUGCCAACGGCGGGGGCUGCCCGCCUACCGCUGAAGCUUUGCUCUACGGAAUCCUGCAGCUCCAGAAGAAAAUCAAACGGGAGAAGAAGAUUCAGAUCUGGUAUAGGAAAUAG
Messenger RNA from Eurypyga helias (sunbittern), 264 nucleotides. It is a transcript of the gene NDUFS7, whose product is annotated as NADH dehydrogenase (ubiquinone) Fe-S protein 7, 20kDa (NADH-coenzyme Q reductase). Gene Ontology annotation, biological process: electron transport coupled proton transport; aerobic respiration; mitochondrial respiratory chain complex I assembly. The coding region runs from base 1 to 264 and encodes 87 amino acids. NCBI's taxonomy places the organism in Eukaryota, Metazoa, Chordata, Aves, Eurypygiformes, Eurypygidae. The transcript has 4 exons. Gene Ontology annotation, molecular function: iron-sulfur cluster binding; NADH dehydrogenase (ubiquinone) activity. The record is from RefSeq and is a predicted model, not a curated record.